GUAGCACAGUUCGGAUUAGUUUAGUAGGUUUUUGUAUUUUGCGUUGCACAGAAGUUUAAAGGGAGUGUUCGGAGGGUCUCCGCUAACUCCACCUCCUGCACUCAGUGCUUGCCCCCUGGCUCUGCUGUGAGUUUAGGAUUCUUCCACAGUGUAGACGAUACUAUUAACUCAGUGGAACACUGCUGAUCUCUCACCAGCGCGGCCCGAUUCAUCACCAUGUUCUGGUUCCUUGGCACGCUCCUUCUCGCAGUCUCCCAGCUCCCAAAGUCUGCUGCAGACAUACAGCUGAACAGCAAUGUCCCGUUAGAGCCCUAUGAUUUGCUGUACGACAACGCGAUCGAGGCUUAUUACAUCGGAGACUGGAAAUCGGUCAUCUUGAACAUGGAGCGGGCGCUGCGAAACAAGGGGGCACUCCGCCGGGCGAAGGCACACUGUUGUCUUCUUUGCGCCAACCAGACCGGCUUCGGUGAACCUCUACCGGGCUUGGGCAUGGCGCUGCCAGGGAUGGGGCCAGUUGAAGACCUCGGCUUUUUCCAAAAAGUGGUCAAAAGGGCUGCGUGCAUACAUGAGUGUGAGAUGGAGAAAGUGGGGCCCGCAUCUCUCCACAAAGUCAGCGAGGAGGUGGCGCUGGAGUUUAGGAAGAGGAGCCCUUAUAAUUAUCUCCAAGUGGCUUAUUUUAAGAUUAACAGGCUGGAGAAGGCUGUCGCGGCUGCCAACACAUUCUACAUUGCUAACCCCGAGCACGAGGAGAUGAGGCAGAACCUGGAGUACUACAAGAUGAUGGCAGGAGUGCAGGAGUCCGACUUCAAGGACCUGGAGGCAAAGCCCCACAUGGAUGAGUUCCGGCAGGGGGUGAAGCUCUACACUGACGAUCAGUUCCAGCCCGCGAUCGAGCCCUUUGAGAGGGCCCUGGAGGCCUACUUCUCAGCUGACCUGGAGUGCCGUGCGAUCUGCGAGGGGGCCUACGACUACGAUGGCUACAACUACCUGGAGUACAGUGCAGACCUCUUCCAGGCAAUCACAGAUCACUACAUUCAGGUGCUGAACUGCAAACAGAACUGUGCUGUGGAGCUGGCUACCAGACCCGGCCGGGACAAACCCAUUGAGGACUUCCUCCCUGAACACUUCAACUACCUGCAGUUUGCCUAUUACAACAGUGAGAAGUAUGAGAAAGCCAUUGAAUGUGCAAAAACCUACCUCCUCUUCCGACCCAAUGAUGAUGUGAUGAUUCAGAACCUGGCUUACUACUCGACAGUGCUGGGGGAGGAGAGGGCUGCAGCAAUCACUGCUAGAGAGAAUAUCCAGCAAUACAUGAAGCAGUCUCUCCUGGAGAAAGAACUGCUGUACUUCGCCUAUGACAUCUUUGGAAUCGCUUUUGUUGACCCGGACACGUGGACCCCUGAAGAAAUCAUGCCUCAGAGGCUGCGAGACAAACAAAAGGCGGAACGGGAGACAGCAGCCCGUAUCUCUGAGGAGAUUGGGAACCUGAUGAAGGAGAUAGAGAACCUGGUGGAGGAGAAGAGCAAGGAGUCAAACGACAUCACCCAGCUGGUCAGAGAAGGUGGCAAAGUGCUGUUUGAUGGGAUCACCAUCAGCAUGACCUCCAAGGAGCUCAACGGGUCCCAGAGGGCGGUGCUGGAUGGGGUGGGGACAGAAGAGGAGUGCAGGGAGCUCCACCUCCUGUCCAAUGCAGCCGCUUUGAAGGGGGAUGGGUACAGAGGGACUCCCUCUCCACACACACCCAAUGAGAAGUUCCACGGAGUUACUGUCCUCAAAGCACUGAAGCUGGCACAGGAGGGCAAGGUUCCCCUGAAGAGCGUGCGGCUGUAUCAUGACCUCAGCGAGAAGGUGCGGAAGGUUCUCGAGUCGUAUUUCCGUCUGGAGACGCCGCUGUACUUCUCCUACACACACCUCGUCUGCCGCUCUGCCAUCGACGAAAAACAGGAGGGCCGGGAGGAUCUCAGUCACUCCGUGCAUGUGGAUAACUGCUUACUCAACUCCGAGGCCAUGGAGUGCAUUAAAGAAACCCCCGCCUACACCUACAGGGACUACAGUGCAAUCCUUUAUCUGAAUGAUGACUUUGAAGGCGGCAAUUUCAUCUUCACAGAGCUAGAUGCGAAAACAGUUACUGCGGAGGUCAGGCCGAAGUGUGGUCGAGUUGUUGGGUUUGGAGCUGGCAAGGAGAACCCUCAUGGGGUGAAAGCCGUGACGAAGGGACAGCGCUGCGCCGUGGCAAUGUGGUUCACACUGGACCCACGGCACAAUGAAAAGGAGAGAAUCCAAGCUGAAGAGCUGUUGAAAAUGCUCUCUAGUCCAGUUGAUGCAGAAUUUCAAGAGGUCGCUAAAGAAAGCCCAGCAGAAUCAAAACAGACUGCCGAGACACCAGGGAACGCACAGACAGACGUCACAGAGGAAACAGACUCUAUUUCAGAGAAACAGGCUCCAGUAACAGAGGUCCAAACAGACUCAGAAUCUGGACCUGUAUCAGACUCAUCCACAAUUAAUGCCUCUGUCUCCUCUGCAAAGACUGAGCAGAAAGUUUCAGAAAGCAGAGAUCCCACCGCUGCCACCAGCUCAGCUCUGGACUCAAGUGACAGAAAAGAGGAGCUAUAAGUUUCAUUUGCAGCAGUUUUAAUUUUAUAUUGUGUUUUUUUUAUAUAUAUAUAUAUAAAUGUGUUUGGUUUUGUGGUCAAUAAAGUAUUUUGUGGGGAUGUUG
Messenger RNA from Acipenser ruthenus (sterlet), 2716 nucleotides. Its product is annotated as prolyl 3-hydroxylase 1. The record is from RefSeq and is a predicted model, not a curated record. The transcript has 15 exons. NCBI's taxonomy places the organism in Eukaryota, Metazoa, Chordata, Actinopteri, Acipenseriformes, Acipenseridae. Gene Ontology annotation, cellular component: endoplasmic reticulum. The coding region runs from base 217 to 2613 and encodes 798 amino acids. Gene Ontology annotation, molecular function: procollagen-proline 3-dioxygenase activity; L-ascorbic acid binding; protein binding. Gene Ontology annotation, biological process: collagen metabolic process.